AUUGGCAGGAGGAAGGAAUGACCAAACUGGGCACAGGAUACAAAGGAGUGAGUGAAUUUACCAUUCUUCAUAUUUGUCCAACCAACUCUGGAAGAAGAUGGUCUCUAUUGUGAUCUCUCUCUUGUGCUGCUGGGCUUUCCUACCAUUGCUCAGAGUAAAUGGAGAAUUCAGAGGUAACGAUUCUUGUGUAUUUCCCUUUGCCUACUGGGGCCAGACCUACUUCACCUGUACCAAUAAAAAUGAACAAAAUGGGAGCUUUUGGUGUGCUACUACAGGGAGCUACGAUAAGAAUUCUCAAUGGAACUAUUGUACUGAAGUAGAUAGAAAUUCGCAUGGGCCAUGUGUCUUCCCUUUCAUCUACAAUGGAACAAUCUACUCAUCUUGCACGACUGCUGGGUCAUCCACUGGAAAGCUCUGGUGCUCUCUGACCAGCAACUAUGAUGAAAACCCCAAGUGGACAUACUGUACUCCUUCAGAACCCCGCCCCUGUGUCUUUCCUUUCAUUUUCAGGGGUAGGUCUUACUAUAAAUGUACUAGGACAGGAGCCCAUGAUAAUGUAUUGUGGUGUGCCACAACUGACAACUAUGACAGGGACACUAAAUGGAAGAUAUGCUCCUCUCAAGAAUAUGAAGGGACUUCUCAUGGACAGCCUUGCUUUUUCCCAUUCAUCUACAAGGGCCGGACUUUUUUUACUUGCACCAAUGAAAAUGAACAUGAAGAAAAUGGGAGAUUUUGGUGUGCUACAAGUGGAAGCUAUGACAAGGAAAAGAAGUGGAGUUAUUGUGCUGACACAAGACUGGAUAUAAACCCAACAGGACCAUGUGUCUUUCCUUUCAUUUAUGGAGGCAAAUCCUAUUCAACUUGCACAACAGAUGGACCAUCCCUUGGAAUGUUUUGGUGUUCUCUCACCAGCAACUAUGAUGAAGAUCCAAAGUGGACAUACUGCAAAUUCUCAGAACAACGGCCUUGUGUCUUUCCUUUCAUUUAUAAUGGUGAGCCUUAUUCUACAUGUACCAGAAAAGGCUCUGCUGAUAAUCUGCUGUGGUGUGCUACAACUGCAAACUAUGACAGAGAUACUAAAUGGAAGACAUGUUCCAUGCAAGAAUAUGAAGGGAGUUCCAAAGGCAAGCCCUGCAUCUUCCCCUUCAUCUACAGGAAGCGUUCAUUCUAUACCUGCACCAAUGAGUAUUCAGAAGAUAGGAGAUUUUGGUGUGCUACAACAAGAAACUAUGACAAGGACAUGCAGUGGAGCUAUUGUGCUGAUACAAGAAUAGAUGCCAAUUCCAUAGGGACAUGUGUCUUUCCUUUCAUCUACAAAGGCCAAAAUUACUCCUCCUGUACAUCAGCUGGGAUAUAUAAUUCGAAACGGUGGUGUUCUCUCACCAGUAACUAUGAUGUGGAUCCUAGAUGGGCAUACUGUACUUAUUAAGGUUGUUAAAGAUGAUUUAUGCAGUAGAUAUCAUUGGUUCAUACCGGGAGGCUGCCAUUGUUCACGUGAUUCUAUUCUGAUGUGAUCAUUCCAAAAUCAGAAAUAAAGUCUUUUGGCAGCAUGCCAUGAUGGAAUA
Messenger RNA from Anolis carolinensis (green anole), 1565 nucleotides. Its product is annotated as epididymal sperm-binding protein 1. The transcript is spliced from 10 exons. Bases 98 to 1429 code for a protein of 443 amino acids. Gene Ontology annotation, biological process: sperm capacitation. The record is from RefSeq and is a predicted model, not a curated record. Lineage: Eukaryota; Metazoa; Chordata; Lepidosauria; Squamata; Anolidae. Gene Ontology annotation, molecular function: heparin binding. Gene Ontology annotation, cellular component: cell surface.